Messenger RNA from Panicum hallii, 531 nucleotides. RefSeq names its product DNA translocase FtsK 1-like. NCBI's taxonomy places the organism in Eukaryota, Viridiplantae, Streptophyta, Magnoliopsida, Poales, Poaceae. The record is from RefSeq and is a predicted model, not a curated record. The coding region runs from base 1 to 531 and encodes 176 amino acids. The transcript has a single exon.
AUGGUCAGCUGCAAGGGGGAGAACACGGUCGGCAACAGCACGGCAAGUGCAAAGCUCCAGCGUGAGCAAUCCAACGAGGCAAUCCACGAAGGACGGCGACGCGGGCCCAUCUCCAGUGCCGUCGCAGGCGCGCAGCUGCAGCCACCUGAGGCUCCCGCACCUGCCGCGCUCGCGCGCGUCGUGCACGCCUGGCCUGCCUCUGCGCUCGAGCCGAGCCACGCCUCCGCUCGCCCGCGCCACCUUGCUCCAGCGCCGCCCGCCUGGAUCCUGCGCCUGGCCGAGCCGCACGCUCGCUCGCGCGCACGCGCCCGAGCCUCGCCUGCCCACACCUGCUCGCUCGCCGUCAGCCGCGCCGAGCCUGAGCCGCAGCCGCCGCCUGAAGCCACACCCCGCACCGGCUCGCCUACUGCCCGCGCGCUCCGCCCAGUCGCCGCCAGCUCGCGCUUGCGCGCCGCCUGCCACGCCGGCGCCCUUGGCCGCGCCGCUUGGGGCCCACGCCGGACUGCCCCCGUGCCUGUGCGCUGCGCCUGA